Molecule: messenger RNA, 1743 nt
Organism: Penicillium soppii
Lineage: Eukaryota; Fungi; Ascomycota; Eurotiomycetes; Eurotiales; Aspergillaceae
Product: nucleobase:cation symporter-2 family protein
Exons: 2
Coding region: 1-1743 (580 amino acids)
Biological process (GO): xanthine transport; transmembrane transport
Cellular component (GO): fungal-type vacuole; membrane
Molecular function (GO): xanthine transmembrane transporter activity
Source: RefSeq, a predicted model, not a curated record
AUGGACGGCCCAGACCAGAUCGGUCCCGAUCACACACCCAAGCGCACACUAUCUACCAAAGUGCGCAGCAUAGUCAAAACAUUCACAACUCGCGAGGGCCUCCUAGGAGACUAUGACUACGGAUACCUCUUCAUCCCACGCCUCCCAUUCACCAGACGAGCCCGCAAAACCGCUCCAUUCUUCGGCCUUGAAGACCGCGUCCCAGUUGUCCUAGCCCUAAUCCUCGGCCUACAACAUGCCCUCGCCAUGUUGGCAGGCGUCAUCUCGCCACCAAUCCUACUCGGCGGGUCCGCAGGUGCCAACUUCGGCGAUGAGGUCUACCAAUACCUCGUCUCAACAUCACUAAUCGUCUCCGGCCUGCUGAGCGCCGUCCAAAUGUUCCGCUUCCACAUCAAAGGCACAAAGUACUACAUCGGCACCGGCCUGCUGUCUGUGGUUGGAACAUCAUUUUCUACUAUCACCGUGGCCCAGGGUGCGUUCACGCAGAUGUACAAGUCCGGGUACUGUCCUUCGCUGGAGGACGGGACGAAACUGGCUUGUCCGAAAGGGUACGGUGCGCUGCUAGGGACGUCAUGUUUGUGCGCGCUGCUUGAGAUCGGAAUGAGUUUCAUGAGCUCGCGCAUUCUGGCGCGCGUGUUCCCACCACUUGUUACCGGGCCUACGGUUAUGCUGAUCGGUGCUUCGCUUGUUAAGUCCGCGAUGCAGGAUUGGGCUGGUGGCUCCGGGUGCGGGACUGAUCCUUCGGCUAGGACAAUGUGUCCUAGUGCUGACGCGCCGCAUGCUUUGCCGUGGGGGAGUGCUGAGUUCAUUGGGCUUGGAUUCUUGGUGUUUGUCACUAUUAUUGUUUGUGAGCGGUGGGGGCCUCCGAUUCUGAAGAGUUGUUCUGUUAUCGUUGGACUCCUGGUUGGCUCGAUUGUUGCGGCUGCCUGCAAUUACUUUGAAAAUUCGGGUAUUGCGGCGGCACCAGUUGCAUCUUUCCCUUGGGUCCAUACUUUCCCUUUGUCUGUGUACCCACCUCUUAUUCUGCCUCUUCUUGCGCUGUACAUCGUUAUCAUGAUGGAGUCUAUUGGUGAUAUCACGGCUACUUGUGAUGUCUCCCGGCUGCAGGUCGAGGGUGCAACCUUUGAUUCCAGAAUCCAGGGUGGUGUUCUCGGUAACGGCCUGACCUGUCUGCUGGCUGGGCUGAUGACCAUCAGCCCGAUGUCUGUGUUUGCGCAGAACAACGGUGUUAUUGCUUUAACGAAAUGCGCGAAUCGCACCGCCGGCUACUGCUGCUGCUUCUUCCUCGUUAUUAUGGGAAUCUUCUCCAAAUUUGCCGCUGCUCUCGUUGCUAUCCCGAGCUCUGUUCUUGGUGGCAUGACGGCUUUCCUGUUCAGCUCCGUGGCUGUCAGUGGUCUGCGCAUUAUCGGGGCUGUUCCGUUUACCCGUCGCAAUCGCUUCAUUCUCACGGCUAGUUUCUCCAUUGGCAUGGGUGUUACUCUUGUUCCUGAGUGGUUUGGGUACGUUUUCACCUACUCGGGUGAUAAUCAUGCCUUGGAGGGUUUGAUCAAUGCCGUCAAUCUGGUUAUGGAGAAUGGAUUUGCCAUUUGUGCGCUUCUUGGCAUCUUCUUGAACCUCUUUAUUCCCGAUGAACCGGAUGAUGCGCCCGCUCUCUUUGAGGGGGAGGGUUCAGAGGAUGACCGUGCUCAAGUUCAGGUUCAGGUUGAUGCUCAGCAGUCUGGGAAGAUGGAGGCUUCGAGCUGA